UCCUCCGUACACUCUGUCCUCGCCGGCCCAACGUGCCCCGGUCCAUCUGCAUUGUGCGCCCCGGCCCGUGAGGGGCGUCCACGUCACACACCCCGUCGCGGGCAGCUCGAGCUCGAGCUACGUCGGCGGGCUUCCCCACACGCGACCUGCGCUCCGCAUUGAAGUCCAGACAUCACAUUUUCCUCAUCUGGCACAAUGAUAGGCGCGACGCGCCGCUGGUUCCGCCGGAAUCGCACAAACUUCGCCGUGGGUGCGGGCGUGCUGGGCGCCGGCUAUCUCGCGGGGCAGUACGUGCUGGGGAAGCUGUCCGAGGCGAGACAGCGCAUGAGCGAUGAGCGCAUAGCAAAGGAGAAUCUCCGCCGCCGCUUCGAGCAGAACCAGGAGGACUGCACCUUCACCGUCCUCGCCAUCCUGCCCACCGCCACCGAGAACGUCCUCGACGCCCUCCCCGUCGAGCAGGUGCUGGAAGAGCUGCAGAAGCAGAAGGCGGAGCGGCUGGCUAGAAGCGUCGGCCCGAGCGAGAUUGCGAGCUCCGCGCCGCCGAGCGUGGCAGACACGGCCGAGGACGACGCAAAGAGCUCCAGCUUCCAGAGCGAGAGCUACGUUCACGCGAGCCAGAUCGCCGCCGGUGAGGGCGCGAGCUCGACGGACAGCACCAAUGGAGGUACCGAGACGAGCCGGGAGCGUGAGCGCAAGAGCAAGAAGAGCAAGGCGCAGCUCUGGAACGAGAUGAAGAUAAGCUCGAUAACACGAGCCUUCACGCUGCUGUACACCCUCUCCCUCCUCACACUCUUAACGCGCAUCCAGCUCAACCUGCUCGGCCGCCGCAACUACCUCGCAUCCGUCGUGUCCUUGGCCUCGCCGCCGCCAGCGAACCAGGAAUCGCACAUCAGCCUCGAGAACCACGAUGACGACAACUUCGAGCAGGCGUACGGCAAUGACUUCGAGACGAACCGGAGAUACCUGAGUCUGAGCUGGUGGCUGCUGCACAAGGGCUGCUUGAACUUGAUGGAGAGGGUGAGGGCUGCCGUUAAGGACGUCUUUGGUUCCCUGAACCCGCGAGAAGAGAUCACACUGGAGAGGUUAUCCGAGCUCACGCUUGAGGUGCGGAAGAAGGUCGAGGGCGUGACCGAGCAGGAGAGGAGAACAUGCAAGUGGCUGACCUACCUCCUCCCCGCGCAAGACCAGGAAGAGUACGUCCUCCAGGAAAGCGGCAUGACCUCCUCGUCGGACUCGUCCUCGCCCACGACCACCGCCUCCCUCCGCCGCCUCAUAGACGAGACCUCCGACCUCAUCGACUCGCCCGCAUUCACGCACGUCCUCACGCGCCUCCUUGAUGCCGCCUUCUCGCACCUCAUUGACGUCAAGAUUUCCCAGCUCUCCUACAAGAUCCCACCCAUAUCCGAAAGCACCGCGCGAGUACAGGAAAUUGUCGGCACUGACGUGAAAGCGAAGGUCGCAAACUCGCUCGCCGUCUUCUGCCGACAAGCGCACAGCAUCGGCAGCAGCGCCAACAAUGAGUACCUGGUGGCUAUAGAGCAGGUGCGGGAGCUCGAGGCCUUCGCUGCCGUGGUAUACUCGAGUAAUUUUGAAUUUGAGUCCCCGGGUCCGGGAACGCUCAGUCGCCCAACGACCGCUGCCGGAGAGAGCAACCGAACGAGCCUAGCCGUCAGUGGAGAUAUGCUGGGUGUCGGGCUGAGUCAGCCAGGGAGCGUGAGACAGAGCUGGGCGGGUGCAGACGCGGGGUUUGAGAGCGCCUGGGGGAAGGCGCUAGCGAAUGAAGAUGGGAAGAGGGGGUGAGCAUGUCCUGCGAGUAUAGUUCGCUCUGAGGUUUAAGACUGCUGUAUGAUAUUGUCAGAAGCUUGGAUUGACACUAGACAGGGAUGGAGAUACCCCUACGUAGCUACGUCUAAUGGCAGCAUGACGGCCGACGCUUCCAAGCCCACUCUUCUUUUGUUCGAGCUGUUGGGUCCAUGGCUCCAAGGACUUCAACAUUCUGACCUCGGAAAAUGAACAUGUGAC
Trematosphaeria pertusa is the source of this 2022-nucleotide messenger RNA. Its product is annotated as Peroxin-3. Gene Ontology annotation, biological process: protein import into peroxisome membrane. Bases 196 to 1800 code for a protein of 534 amino acids. NCBI's taxonomy places the organism in Eukaryota, Fungi, Ascomycota, Dothideomycetes, Pleosporales, Trematosphaeriaceae. The record is from RefSeq and is a predicted model, not a curated record. Gene Ontology annotation, cellular component: peroxisomal membrane. Gene Ontology annotation, molecular function: protein-macromolecule adaptor activity. The transcript is spliced from 4 exons.